AUGCCCGUAGGUCUUAAAAGACGAGCCAACGCAGGACCCGACCUCGCCACCCCGAACGCGCGCCGGCGCAGAAGGCAAAGCGAAGAAACAGAGUCAUCGGCACCGGCAGACAGUGACGAUGGCGGACCAAGCGCACCCACAAGCACCGAUGCAAUGGUCAAGAAAUUAGUACGCCUAGCCAUGGCAAGCGAAUACUCACGACUACCAAUCCGGCGCAACGACAUCAGCACCAAGGUGCUGGGCGAGCAAGGCUCACGACAAUUCAAGCCGGUUUUCGAGCAAGCCCAGCGCGAACUGAAGCAGCGGUUUGGUAUGCAAAUGAGCGAAUUACCAGCGCGAGAAAAAGUCACGAUUUCCCAGCGACGAGCUGCGCAAAAAACCGAAAAACCUUCUGCGGCCAAUAAAUCUUGGAUCGUAACUACUACUCUGCCAAUGCCAUAUCGCUCCCCAGCUAUCCUGAUCCCGACAAAGGCCCCCUCCUUCUACGCUGAAAGCACAUAUACGGGCUUUUACAGUUUCAUCAUAGCGGUGAUCAUGCUGAAUGGUGGUUCGUUGGGUGAGCAGAAACUCGACCGGUACCUGGCCCGCACAAAUGCGGAUGUCGGUACGCCGAUCGAUCGCACGGACAAAUUGCUGCAGCGGCUAUGCAAGGAGGGGUACAUUAUCAAAACGCGGGAGAUGGAUGGCGGUGAAGAAGUGAUUGAGUAUAUUGUUGGUCCGCGGGGCAAAGUGGAAGUUGGCACCGGUGCUGUGGCGGGUCUUGUGCGUACUGUUUACGGCAAGGAGAAGGGUGAUCAUGGGAACUUGACACAGCUCCAGAAGGAUGAGCUCGAGGACUUUGAGGGGAGGCUUGGGAGGAGUCUUGGCAUCAAGCCGGCGACUGUUCGGCCUGCUGAUGUGGAUGCUGAUACUGAUGGAGUAAAUACUCAACGUGAGCAGAACGGAGUCGAGCGCGAGGCACCGCCAAGUACGGGACCUAGACGAUCUUCGAGGCGUGAGCCUGCUCACGACGAGGACGAAGAUGACGAGGACGAUGAUGAGGAAGAUUCUUAUGAUGAGGACGAGUAA
Messenger RNA from Penicillium paradoxum, 1068 nucleotides. RefSeq names its product MAGE domain-containing protein. The record is from RefSeq and is a predicted model, not a curated record. Gene Ontology annotation, biological process: DNA repair. Gene Ontology annotation, cellular component: nucleus. The transcript is spliced from 3 exons. NCBI's taxonomy places the organism in Eukaryota, Fungi, Ascomycota, Eurotiomycetes, Eurotiales, Aspergillaceae. Bases 1 to 1068 code for a protein of 355 amino acids.